AAUAUAUUUUUAACUGUAACAUAUACAUCGAAAUUAUCAAACUUAUUUUUAGCUGAUCAGGUUCCCCCUCCACUCCCCCGAAUUGACCCUUGUAGUAUAUUAGGCCCAAAACCAAAGCGGUUGCUUUGCCAUUUUCAAGGAAAUAGACCCCAGAGUUUCCAGGCUCUUAUGCGCAGAUCCCUGCCAAUUUUCUUUCAUCUCGAGUCUACAGACUCUGACAACAUUUCUUUCACUUUUUUAUCUUUUUAAGUCUCAUCUCACCACGGUAACAUCUAACUCGAGUUUGCUACAUAUUAGGCAUUAUUAUGUAUUUAUUUGUUUUCACAAUGAUCGAUUUUUUAGCGAAUUUGAUUACCUGUGAGUCCUGUGAUAUUUAUCCUUUUCCAGGGCUUUUUGUGUGUGUGAUUGGUUUGACCAUACUUUGAAACAUUGCGAGCUUAAUAUUAACAUCCACUAUACAAUUUAUAGAGACUCAGAACCAGUUUAUGCAGAAAUUGCAAGAAAGGUUUGUAAAAAAUAUGGUAAAGAAUACACUCGUGAAACUCACAUGAAAGAAAUGGGGCUUAGUGUAGAUGAAAGUUGUCAAGUGGUAGUGCAGGCUUUACAGCUUCCUAUAACUCCAGAAGAAUACAGGCUUCAACUAGAGAGCGAUUGUGAAUAUGAAAGAAGACUCGCUGAAGCACCUCUUAUGCCAGGGGUUGAACGUCUUGUUCGACAUCUUUUCAACCAUCACAUCCCAACAGCUAUUGCUAGUAGUGCAACGCGAACCAUAUUCGAUAGUGUCAGCUCCAAAAGAAAAGACUUUUUCUCCCUUUUUCAUCCUAUUAUUUUAGCUGGAGAAGAACCAGAAGUAAAAAAAUGUAAACCUGCUCCAGACACUUUCCUAGUCUGUGAGGCACGAUUUCAGACAAAAGCAGAACCAAAAGAGACUUUAGUUUUCGAAGAUUCGGUUGCUGGAGUAGAAGCAGCUGUUGCCGCGGGAAUGCCAGUAAUCAUGGUGCCAUCAAAGGAUAUUGAUAUUGCCCUCUGUGGAAAAGCUACAUUAGUGUUGAAUAGUCUACAAGACUUUCGCCCAGAAGAAUUUGGACUUCCUAGCUUCUGAAACCAAUGAAAUAUCAAAGUAUACCUAGUUAAGAUGAGACUAAAAAAAAUAAAUCGGCAUAUAAUUUACUCACACGUAAUCGAGAUAAACUUGUAAUCAUUUAAGGCAUUUUUUUUCUUUCGAAGACGAGUCUUCAUGUCUCUGAUAUUAAAGAUUUCAAAAAGGGAAAGAUGUGUCCUAGAACGAAUAUAUACCGAUAUGUACUCAUACAUACUGUACACUUCUCAGAGAUCAAUUUAGACGGUCUGAGUGCUUUGUAUCAUCUUUUGUUAGAAACUGUAUAUAAGCAAAAUAAAAACAGUUUUAUUUGCAUGUUUAUAAAGGU
Limulus polyphemus (Atlantic horseshoe crab) is the source of this 1427-nucleotide messenger RNA. RefSeq names its product pseudouridine-5'-phosphatase-like. Gene Ontology annotation, molecular function: phosphatase activity. The transcript is spliced from 4 exons. NCBI's taxonomy places the organism in Eukaryota, Metazoa, Arthropoda, Merostomata, Xiphosura, Limulidae. The record is from RefSeq and is a predicted model, not a curated record. Bases 548 to 1102 code for a protein of 184 amino acids.